UUCCGUCAUCUAGGGUUUAGAUUGCCAAUUCCCCAAUCAAAGCACCACCCCAAUCCUGAUUCAAAUUACACCAAUAUUUCUGUAAUUCGGCGGUAAAAUCAUCAUGGGGAAGAACGACUUCCUAACCCCAAAGGCAAUUGCCAAUCGGAUCAAGGCCAAGGGACUUCAGAAGCUUCGAUGGUACUGCCAGAUGUGCCAGAAGCAUUGUCGGGACGAAAACGGCUUCAAAUGCCACUGCAUGAGCGAAAGCCACCAGCGACAGAUGCAGAUCUUCGGCGAAAACUCUAAUCGCAUAGUCGAUGGCUACUCCGAGGAGUUCGAGCAAAGUUUUCUCGAUUUUAUGAAACGAAGCCACCGGUUCAGCCGUAUCGCCGCCACCGUGGUCUACAACGAGUACAUCAACGACCGCCACCAUGUUCAUAUGAAUUCGACUGAGUGGGCCACGAUAACCGAGUUCGUGAAGCACUUGGGGAGGACGGUUGGUUGUGGGGUUGAGUCUUCACCCAGUUGAUGUCUGAAAGUAGGUGCUUGGUAAUGGAAAAGUUGAAAAGCAUAUUAAUGUGGGAUGAGAUACUAGGUACAGCAAUAGAGGUGUUAGGAUAGUUGUGUUGUGUCCUCGUCCAACUGCUGCCUCUCAAGAUUGAUUUUGCAAAGUUGGUAUGAAAAAUUCUUUAUGUCAAAUCAUACCUGCCUAUUAUGUAUGCCCUGGUUCUUUUGACACCAGUCUAGAGCCUCUGUGAAUGGUUUUCUGUUUGUGGAAACCAACGGUUCUCAUUGCACAUGUAUUCCAUGGUUAUGUUUCCAAUAUUUUUAUGCACUGUUACACGGUUCUUUUUGCAAUACAUAUUUUCUGUGGAUGAACAAGUUGGGGAUUGGCACUUGUACAUCCUUUUCCAUUAUUAUGUAUUAGGGUUGAGAGAAAUAGCUGUAUUUACAAUGGAAAGAUGCACAAAGAGGCUAGUAGCUAUGAGUUAUUAAGUUGCUAAAGUAAGGGCGUGUGCUCAUGUUCGUUCUGCUGCCGAUUGAACCCUCUUGGAGAGUUGCAUCUCAAUACCUUCAUCAUGCUUCAUGUAUUAGAAAAAUUAUAGGUUCAAUUGUCAUUGUAAUCAGAGUAAAAGCAAUUUGAUAGCGUG
Molecule: messenger RNA, 1133 nt
Organism: Prunus dulcis (almond)
Lineage: Eukaryota; Viridiplantae; Streptophyta; Magnoliopsida; Rosales; Rosaceae
Product: KIN17-like protein
Exons: 2
Coding region: 104-511 (135 amino acids)
Biological process (GO): DNA damage response; DNA replication
Cellular component (GO): nucleus
Molecular function (GO): double-stranded DNA binding
Source: RefSeq, a predicted model, not a curated record